Messenger RNA from Mycena indigotica, 1776 nucleotides. RefSeq lists its product as uncharacterized. The transcript has 4 exons. The coding region runs from base 1 to 1776 and encodes 591 amino acids. The record is from RefSeq and is a predicted model, not a curated record. Lineage: Eukaryota; Fungi; Basidiomycota; Agaricomycetes; Agaricales; Mycenaceae.
AUGCCACACUCACCAUUACUACCAGAGCCCUUCAAUAUUUCACAGAGAAGAACUCAAGAACCUAUAGAAAUUAUCGACGUUGACUCCUUUGAAUCUCCCGUCCGGCCUUCUCCACGGAGACAACCAGACGGCCCCGCUGAAGUCAUUGAAAUUCUGGAUAGCGAUGAGGAGACAAGCGGGCCUUCCACUUCCAAUAGCCAAAGCUCGUUCUCUGGUUCUGUCAACCACGUUCGGCGCUCCGGAGCUCGCGUCAGGCUUCGUGAUCUACUCUCGCCAUCGCCUCCACCAUUCCAAUUUGACCAUGUUCCGCCUGUUCCGCCGCUACCUCGACAUUACUCUCAGUAUGCUGCUAUGCCACCACGUCGAAGACCAAAUCGUGUUCAAUCACCAUCAUCAACUCUUGAAGGGUCUUCUCGUGUACCCGCGCCAAUACGCCCAGUUUCCGAUCCUUUCAUAGUUGAUCUUUCGUCAUCUCCGCCUCCCAAUGAACGCGUUUCCCCUGAACAAGACAUCAUCCAGCCAGCAGCCAGGGCACGGCACAAUCCUCCUAUGGGAUUUGGGGGUGCCCUCAUUAGCUCAAACAAUGCUCGUCAGGCUGCUGAUCGGCUCGUGCGUCAACAAAGAAUGGAACGGCGCUUAGCUGGGGGACGAGUAGCUCCAAUCGUUGCUGGUGGUAGCAAUAUCAGGCCUCCUCACCGGGACAAUAACAAUACCGGUUUUAUGGGUCGUCUUGCACAAAUGAAUCCUUUCCGAUGGGGAGGAGUAGACGACGAACCACUCAACCAAAUUGACUACAUCACUCUCGCUCAACCUCGUGAUCCUCGAGCCCGUGGCGAUGCCGAUCUUGCUCUUGACCUUCUUCUUGAAGACCAAGGGGAGGAAAUUCUGUCGCUCGGAGAACGUUUCAUGCGGUAUGUGCAUCCAAACGCAAGGCGUUGGAGGCCAGACGGUCAAGAGCCCAUCGAGGAGCCAUACAAACAAGCAUAUACCCAUCCGGCUCGAGCAGAACCUGGUUUUGUGUUUGAUUUCGAGCCCAGUGAAAUUGUUCCCGCGUCCGAAACCAGCAAGGGCAAAGGGAAGCAGGUGGUCAUUGAUGUCGAUGCUCUUGAGUCAUCAAGUAAAGGCAAAUUAGACGCGCUUCUCGUCUGUGCCCGUUGUUUGGAUCCCCUCUUUUUGCGUUCUGAUGGUGUGGUCGACGGCGGAGAAGAGGAGACCAGGCGGCGCAGGCUUUGGGGGCUCAGAUGUGGACAUGUACUGGAUGGAAAGUGCAUAGAGGAAUUGUGGCGCCCCUCGACAGAGGCAACGGUCAAUGCUCUUGCCAACGGACCCGACAGUAAAGGAAACGCCCCAUCCGAAGACGUCAUGGAAGAUGAUGAAGCCAACCCUCGCAGCGACGAUGAAAGCGAUGGUGCAGGGGACCUUAUUCCUACAAACCCAAUUCGAGGGCGGUUGCGAAGUGCUGGCGCCGUUUUGGGAGUAUUUCCUGUUGCACCAAGAAGCCUUCGUCCGAUGCAACAACAAACACCUCAGCCGACUAGGGUACCGAGAGGUCGUGCAACAACUACAAGGGGACGAGGGAAGGGUAAACGGGCGAGGCGAUCAACUCGUGUGUCAGUGAUCCAGGACAGAUUCGAAUGGACCUGUCCAGUUGCCGGAUGUGGCCGCAUCCAUGUCAGUGAGAAAGUCGAUGGAGUAUGGGGUCCACCUGGACCAGAAGUUCGCCGAGGAAGAAACGAAGGGGAUGUCAACAGUGGACCUAUUGGGAUGUUUUUGUAG